AUGCCCCAAAGCAAAUUCUCCGUGUUUCGAUUUUACUUUCCUCCAACAAGAGCCUACCUGUCUUCAAAUGGCACAUCCUCUGAGGUAUCGGUUCUCGAAAAGAAUCCUUUCAGCAAAGGAAUAAUGUGGCAGUGGAUACCCCAACCUGCUCGCAAAGCCAUUCUCUUUCGAAACCUGGAUUCGAUGAAGUUCCUUUGUUUCAAUGUCAAAGGAAAGUUGGUUGCUCUCUCUGAAUUAAACCUUGAAAGGUGUUUGGUCGCCUUGGAAAUAGCUGAUUCAAGACACGACGAAACGUUCAAAAUACCCGGACCUGUUCGCAUCAAAUCAAGAACCAAAUUAAAUCAGAAAGCAGGGUUCUAUAGGAAUGGAUAUGCUUACGCGCCUGAUGAUUCGAGCAACGAGAUGGGCACGAGGAAUAUUCUUCCAAUUCGCUGGGAUGUCAUUACCAUAUGUGGGCCUAUUCCCAGAUACUGUUGGAUACCUGAGUGCAUAUUUGGCAAUGGUGAAUUCAAUAGAAAUCCUGGAUGUUUAAUCGAAUGUCACCUACUCAUACAUUGUCGUGAGAUGUCACCUCAUUUCCUACUUUCUCCGCAUGAUUUUGUCCUUUCAAUGACUUGA
Molecule: messenger RNA, 618 nt
Organism: Rodentolepis nana
Lineage: Eukaryota; Metazoa; Platyhelminthes; Cestoda; Cyclophyllidea; Hymenolepididae
Source: the annotation of a GenBank genome assembly